This is a messenger RNA of Penicillium subrubescens, 2439 nucleotides long. RefSeq lists its product as uncharacterized. Gene Ontology annotation, biological process: glycoprotein catabolic process; carbohydrate metabolic process; protein quality control for misfolded or incompletely synthesized proteins. Gene Ontology annotation, cellular component: nucleus; cytosol. Gene Ontology annotation, molecular function: peptide-N4-(N-acetyl-beta-glucosaminyl)asparagine amidase activity; carbohydrate binding. The transcript is spliced from 10 exons. Bases 1 to 2439 code for a protein of 812 amino acids. The record is from RefSeq and is a predicted model, not a curated record. NCBI's taxonomy places the organism in Eukaryota, Fungi, Ascomycota, Eurotiomycetes, Eurotiales, Aspergillaceae.
AUGCUCCUACCUUCGAGACUAGCCCUUACCCUAGUGGUGAUAUUACUCGCGGGCACCACCUCAGCCGCCAAGGUAGACUUGUCCCAAUAUGUGAAUCCACUCAUAGGCUCUGAAGGCCCUGUUUCGGGCUCUGGCUUUGGUGGUGGUGAUAUUUUUGUUGGUGGUGCGCGUCCUUUCGGCGUCGCGAAGGUCGGAAUUGAUUCGACAGCAGCGAAUUGGAGCACUGCUGUGCUGAAUGGAGGUUGGACGCCCGAUGGAAACGUAACCGGAAUCAGCAUGAUGCAUGAGAGUGGGACUGGUGGUUCUCCUAAGUAUGGUUUGAUAUCGCAGAUGCCUUUGACCUCUGUGGAUGGUCCAGUCAAUAUUCUCGACAAUACAACCUAUAGCCAGAAAAGGAUUGGUGAUGAUAUAGCUCGUGUGGGAUAUUAUAAGACCCAGUUGAAGAGUGGCGUCGCUGUUGAGUUGUCUGCAUCUCGACAUGCUGGCAUUAUGGAAUAUUCUUUCCCAGAGAGUGAGAAGCACGUGCUUAUUGAUGUUUCUCAUUAUCUUCCUGGAUCUCCCGGUGACGCGAAUGGCCAAUUCUACACCGGUGGAGAGAUUCAGAUUGAGGAUGAUGGGAAGGCAUACAGUGGUUAUGGCACGUAUGUCGGUGGAUGGAACAAUGGCGCCCCCUUUACUGUUUACUUCUGGGGAGAAUUUGCCGAGAACGCAGACAAUGUACGAACAUUUUCUGGGAUCAACACGGAUCCAAUACCACGAUACCACAACCUUGCAAAUGGUGGUAUAAGUGAGCCAAUUUAUGGGAAUGACACGAGAAAGGCGGUCUCUGGGCCAAUGAAUAAUCGGAUUGGUGUCCUUUUCAGCUGGAAGGAGGGACCUGCUUCGUCCAUCACCUCCCGCGUUGGCAUUUCUUCCAUCUCCACCGAGAGGGCUCGGUCAUAUAUUGAGAAGGAGAUUCCGUCUUGGAAAUUGAACGACACAGUCAAAGAUUCUGUCAAGGAAUGGAAUGAUGAUGUGUUCCAGAAGAUCCAGGUACCGCUGGACGACUCGGCUAAUAUGACUCAUGUCCGUCUGUUGUACAGCUCGUUGUACUUCAUGCAUUUGAUGCCAUCUGAUCGGACGGGUGAGAAUCCGCUGUGGAACUCAGGGGAGCCGUUCUGGGAUGAUUUCUAUACAAUGUGGGAUAUCUUCCGUUGCACGGUCAGCUUUUACCACAUCUUCCAACCCGAAUACUACGAAUCUAUGAUCCGAAGCUUGAUUGAUAUCUGGAAACAUGACGGUUAUAUGCCCGACGGCCGAUCCGGCAAUUGGAAUGGUCUUGUUCAGGGCGGAUCAGACGCAGACAAUGUUCUCGCUGACGCCUACGUCAAAGGCCUCCGCGGCGCUAUCAACUGGACUGAGGGGUAUCUCGCAAUGAAGAAAGACGCCGAAGUAACUCCCUAUAACACAUUUGACCCCACAGAUUUGACUGCCAGCACAAAAGAAGGCCGUGGUGCCCUCGAUGACUGGAAGGAGCUGGGCUACGUUUCUGAAGACCACAAUACGCGGUGCAUCUCUCGCACCGUUGAGUACAGUCUGAACGACUUCGCGGUUAGCCAGGUAGCUGCUGGGGAAAUGCCGGAGGACCGAGAAAAGUAUCUCAACCGAUCUGCUGGGUGGCAGAAAAUCUGGGACUCAAGCGUGAGCAGUCUAAACUUUACGGGCUUCUUGGCCCCGAAGCUCUCAAAUGGGAAGUUUAAUAGCAGUGGUUAUGACCCGCUCUACUGCUAUGAUUGCGAGUGGUCAUCCUACACUUAUGAGGGCAUUCCAUGGGAAUACUCAUUCGUCAUUCCUCACGACUGUGAAACCCUCAUUGAGUUGAUGGGUGGCCCUGAGACUUUUGAGUCUCGUCUAGAUUUGAUGUUCAAACCCAAUAUGUCCGUCCAGAACCUCGGAGCAAAUGGUGCAGGCAUCACCACGUUGAUCAAUAUCGGGAAUGAGCCAGACUUUGCAACACCGUACCUGUACAACUAUAUCAACAAGCAGGCCAAAAGUGUCGAGCGAUCUCGCAGUCUUGCUGACCAAUACUUUAAAGACGCCGCGUAUGGAGUUCCAGGCAACAGUGAUGCUGGUGCAAUGAACUCCUGGCUUUUGUGGCAGAUGCUUGGAAUCUACCCCAUCGUAACACAGCCUGUGUACCUGAUCUCCUCUCCUUGGUUCCCUGAUCUAAACAUGACAGUCAGUGGAAACAAGACGCUGCGUAUCUCUGCAACUGGAUUGGUUAAUGGAUACUAUGUCCAGAGCGUGAAGAUCAAUGGGAAAAAAUGGACCAAGAAUUGGUUCGAGCAUGACGACGUCAUGACUAACGGCGGCCACAUUGAGUUUGAGCUUGGCCAGGAUGCGAAAGCUUGGGAAUCUGGAGAAGUGCCACCCUCGCCAGGACACGUACAGCUGGAGUAG